Molecule: messenger RNA, 2577 nt
Organism: Austrofundulus limnaeus
Lineage: Eukaryota; Metazoa; Chordata; Actinopteri; Cyprinodontiformes; Rivulidae
Gene: cbsb
Product: cystathionine beta-synthase b
Exons: 15
Coding region: 87-1901 (604 amino acids)
Cellular component (GO): cytoplasm
Molecular function (GO): cystathionine beta-synthase activity
Source: RefSeq, a predicted model, not a curated record
ACACAGAUUGGCCCUGGGAAUAAGUGUCUUUGUGUGGACGAGGCUUUGGACGUGUCACACUGGUGCCCAACCUCCUCCUAUGAACAAUGCCCUCUGUCUCUGCUGGUAAGUGCUUGAAAGAUGCUCAGGCACCAUGCACURGUGAGGAGAAUCUGAUACAAGCAAACAAAAAGAAGGAAGUUGCUGAUAUUUUUGCCAGCGGUCACAAAUCAAACCCGUGCAGUGAAGACAAUCAUCUCAACGCUGAUGAUAAGUCAGGGAAGAAAUGUGGAAAACACGACAAAAGUGAGCUGAACCAGGAGGGUUGYGAUGACGAGAUUAAAUGGAUCCGCCCUGAUCUGCCCAGCAGAUGCACAUGGAGGCUUGGAGCUCCGGUUUCAGAGUCGCCUCACAGCCACCCCCCACGCAUUAAACAACCAGCGAUCCUCCCCAACAUCCUCAGCCAUGUUGGAUACACACCUUUGGUUCGACUGAACAGAAUCCCAAAGGAGUUUGGGCUAAAGUGUGAAAUCUUGGGCAAGUGUGAGUUCUUCAACGCAGGAGGCAGCAUUAAGGACAGAAUCGCCCUGCGGAUGGUGGAGGACGCAGAGACAGCAGGGAUACUCAAACCAGGAGACACCAUCAUCGAGCCUACCUCUGGGAACACAGGUAUCGGCCUUGCUCUUAUAGCUGCUGUCAAAGGCUACCACUGCAUUAUUGUUAUGCCUGAAAAGAUGAGCACGGAGAAGGUGGACGUGCUGAGAGCUCUUGGGGCAGAGAUUGUGCGCACUCCCACAUCUGCAGCCUUCGAUUCACCGGAGUCUCACAUUCGCACGGCGUGGCGUCUACAGAGUGAGAUUCCCAACUCACACAUCCUCGACCAGUAUCGCAAUCCCAGCAACCCCUUGGCUCACUACGACACAACGGCUGAGGAGAUAUUGGAGCAGUGCGAUGGUAAACUGGACAUGGUGGUGGCUGGAGCAGGCACAGGCGGUACACUCACAGGUGUCGCUCGAAAGCUGAAGGAGAAAUGCCCCAAUGUGAAGAUAGUUGGUGUAGACCCUGAGGGCUCUGUUCUUGUACACUCAGAAGAACACAACCCAAAGUCUCAUUUUGAAGUUGAGGGCAUUGGAUAUGACUUCAUCCCCACAGUGUUGGACAGAUCUGUUGUGGACAUGUGGUACAAAUCUACUGAUAAGGAAACGUUCAACAUGGCGCGCAGGCUGAUAAAAGAGGAAGGCCUUCUGUGUGGUGGAAGCUCUGGCUCAGCGAUCGCAGCAGCGAUGAAGAUGGCUCAGCAGCUGGAGGAGGGUCAGCGCUGUGUGGUCAUCCUGCCCGACUCUGUCCGCAACUACAUAUCAAAGUUCCUGAGUGACCAGUGGAUGUAUGAGAAAGGCUUCCUCAGCCUGGAGCCUCUGAAUGGCGUCAAACCUUGGUGGUGGGACCUGCCUGUCCAGAGUUUACRCCUGUCCUCCCCUCUCACCGUCACACCAACCCUGUCCUGCCAGAAAACCAUCGAGAUCCUGAGAGAAAAGGCUUUUGACCAGGCUCCAGUCAUCGAUGAGUCAGGUGAAAUUCUGGGCCUGGUGACCCUGGGAACCAUCCUGUCUGGUCUUCUGUCUGGAAAGGUCCAACUGUCAGAUCCUGUCAGCUCAAUGCUCUGYAAAACCUUCAAACAGGUGCAUCUGACAGACAACCUGGCGAAGUUAUCCUGCAUCCUCAAGUCAGAAAACUUUGUCCUGGUGAUGCACGAUCACACUCACUAUGAAGCUGAUGGAGCAUCCUGCGAGAGGCAGAUGCUGUUCGGCGUUGCGACAGCGAUCGACCUGCUUAACUUCAUCACGGCACACGAGGAGCAGCGUCGUUCAGCCUCCAAAGACUCGCUGUCAAACAGAGAGUCUCUGGAAAAAUGUCCUGUUUAAGAUGUUCAGCCGGCUCAGAUAGUUAAUACUAGUUGUUGUUGCUAACAAAUCUUAYAAAGAAGAGAAAGGCAGCUGUGUUGCAUGAUAUUCUCACUGUGCUUUGCAGCAGUAAUAUAUUUAGUGUGUUUGGCCUUUUUAAAUUAACCUUUAUUUAAAAAUUGCUUUUACUCAGUGUCUUUAGCAGAAAAAAGCAAACAAACUGCUUCUUUAGAUGUUUGUGUAAUUUAUUAAUAAGAGCAAGGUAGGAAGAGCAUUAGUUUUGCUCUAUAAUAUACUUAUUUUAUAGCUUAUGUCUAAAGUUGAACAGAUAUUUAGCUCUCUGUUCACACUUUGGUWUUAAACACAAACCUCUUCUAACAACUCAUAAUUGGAUUUAAGUGACAGAUGCUGAUGGGCUUUUAUAAAACUUUUUUUAGACCUGUAAUGACUUUGGCUCCUGCCUGAUAAGUGCAAUGAUUUGUUUGGAUUUGAUAUUUGUAGAUCUUUCAUGGCUGAUGUGUUUAAUGUUAAUUUUAAUCAAGAUGUGAUUUAAAAUAGACAGAAUAAAUAUUUGCUCUGUACUAACAGUGAAGAUGUUAGUGAAUUUAAAGCCUUUUUUUAAAAAUACAAAAAUGAUUUUAGAGAAAAUAAGUUUUCAGCUCAGAAUAAAAUGACUUACAGUCACCUUUUUUCUGUU